This is a messenger RNA of Manis pentadactyla (Chinese pangolin), 1403 nucleotides long. RefSeq names its product lysosomal protein transmembrane 4 alpha (gene LAPTM4A). Bases 142 to 843 code for a protein of 233 amino acids. Lineage: Eukaryota; Metazoa; Chordata; Mammalia; Pholidota; Manidae. The transcript is spliced from 7 exons. The record is from RefSeq and is a predicted model, not a curated record. Gene Ontology annotation, cellular component: lysosomal membrane.
CUCGGCGCUCAGUGCGCAGGUGCGGAGGAGCUUGCUGGGGCCCGGGCCGGGGGCGGGCUUGAAGACGCGACGUUUGGUUUUGGAGACCGUAGCAGAGUUCUCUGGGUUCAGUCGCUGGGCGGAAGGCGUUUGUCAUUCCCAAUGGUGUCCAUGACUUUCAAGCGGAGCCGCAGCGACCGAUUCUACAGCACUCGGUGCUGCGGCUGUUGCCAUGUCCGCACCGGGACGAUCAUCCUGGGGACCUCGUACAUGGUUGUAAACCUAUUGAUGGCAAUUUUGCUGACUGUGGAGGUAACUCAUCCAAACUCAAUGCCAGCUGUCAACAUUCAGUAUGAAGUCAUUGGUAAUUACUAUUCGUCUGAGAGAAUGGCUGAUAAUGCCUGUGUUCUUUUUGCCGUCUCUGUUCUUAUGUUUAUAAUCAGUUCAAUGCUGGUAUACGGAGCGAUUUCUUAUCAAGUAGGUUGGCUGAUUCCAUUCUUCUGUUACCGGCUUUUUGACUUCGUUCUCAGUUGCUUGGUCGCUAUUAGUUCUCUCACUUAUUUGCCAAGAAUCAAAGAAUAUCUGGAUCAAUUACCUGAUUUCCCCUAUAAAGAUGACCUCCUGGCAUUGGACUCCAGCUGCCUCCUGUUCAUUGUUCUUGUGUUCUUUGCCUUAUUCAUCAUUUUUAAGGCUUAUCUAAUCAACUGUGUUUGGAAUUGCUAUAAAUACAUCAACAACAGAAACAUGCCAGAGAUUGCUGUGUACCCUGCCUUUGAAGCUCCUCCACAGUAUGUUUUGCCAACCUAUGAAAUGGCAGUGAAGAUGCCUGAAAAAGAACCACCGCCUCCUUACAUACCUGCCUGAAGAAAGUCUGCCUUUGUCAAUAAACCCUAUACCAGCUUUUGUCUUUUUAUUUUACAGAAUGCUGCAAUACAGGGCUCUUUAAACUUAUGAGAUAAAAUACAUUUUCCUUUGUUUAAGCAUUUAUUUUCAAACACUAACAAGCUUUUUGACAUAUAUUAAAGACCAGUUUUUUUUUUUGUUAAGUCUAGUACAUUUUAAUAGUUUCUGAAGACAAUCUAGGAGUAAGCAAGAGGAGCAAAGUGCCAUUGUUUGCCUUUAAUUGGGGGUGGGUGGGAGGUGGGGAGGGCAUAUUCUCUACACAUUUUCUUUUUUAACUGCACUUUCUUUAUAUAAUAGUAUGCAUUUUGUUUUUUUGCUACCCUGAAUACUUUCAGGAAGAAAGUUAAAUAAAUAUUCAGGGUGAGUGAGUUGGGUAUAAGAUCUGAAGUUUUCAGCUAUGAAAACAGGAAAAAGAAAAUACAACAUUUUAACUUGACUGUGGAAGAUGACAGUUGCAUGUUCUUAAUAUGUAUGUUUCCAUCUUUGUGAUAAGAUGCUUUAAUAAAUCUCUUAAAUAUUUA